UCUUAACACCGCAAUUGUUGCUUCAUUCCAGGAAUACGUGCAUUGUGCUCACCAUUCAAUGUUGCGCUGUCGUUGAGCUGACGCGAUGACGCGACUGCUUCAUUGGUCCGCCGGAAACCCCGCUCGUACAUAGUUCUAGUUAUCAUUCCAUCUGUUGCAGUGACAUCUUCAUCACAAACGCUACAGUGAUAAACUUAUCACAGCUUGCAGUGACAUUUUCAUCAACUGCAGCAAAGCGGUGUGGUGUGUUCAUCAAUUGCAGCGAAGCGGGAAAUCUUCAACAAUGGGUACUGCAUCAAAGUCGUACCAAUACGAUCUAGGGACCUUUCAUCGGAAGGUGACAACCGCGAACGCAGAGGCUCAGGUAUGGUUCGACAGAGGUCUGAUCUGGAGCUAUGCUUUCCAUCACGAGGAAUCAGCGCGUUGUUUUGAAAAAGCCAUCGCUGAGGAUCCAGGUUGUGCUAUGGCAUAUUGGGGUCUUGCCUUCGCUCUGGGCCCAAACUACAACAAGCCGUGGGAUCUAUUUGAUGAGAAGGAACUAAAGACAACACUGGCAACCAUUGAGCAUGCGAUCAAAGAAGCCAAGGACCAUGCGCCAGAUUCAACAGAGCUCGAACAGGCACUCAUCGAGGCGAUCCAAUUCCGUGUGCCGAAGGGACUAACUGAGCCUGACUUCACAGCAUGCAACAAAGCCUAUACACAUGCUAUGGAAAACGUAUAUGGCAAGUACACCCACGAUCUGGAUGUCACUGCUUUGUUCGCCGACUCUGUGAUGAACCUCUCCGCAUGGAAUCUCUGGGAUCUGAAGACCGGACAGCCGACCCCUGGAUCGCGCUCAUUAGAGGUCAAGGGAUUCCUUGAGGAAGCGCUCAAACAGGACGACGUUUAUGAACAUCCCGGGAUUCUCCACUUAUACAUACAUCUAAUGGAGAUGAGUUCAACACCGGAAGCUGCACUGGUUGCCGCAGACUACCUCCGCAACCUCAUCCCUGACGCGGGCCAUCUGGUCCACAUGCCGAGCCACCUUGACAUCCUCAUAGGAGACUAUCGACGGGCCAUAGCCUCCAACGCUGAUGCCUGCCUGGCUGACGAGAAGUACCAUGAUGAACAUGGGGGAGACAAUUUCUAUUCCUUUUACCGUAUGCACAACUACCACUCGCUGAUCUAUGCCGCGAUGUUCGCUGGACAGUCGAAGGUCGCUCUGGAAGCGGUGAGCCGAAUGGAACGAUCGCUGCCAGCGUCACUGCUUAGCGUCGAUAGCCCACCCAUGGCAGACUGGCUCGAGAAUUUCUCAUCAGUGCGCGUUCACGUCCUGGUCCGUUUUGGCCGUUGGCAGGACCUUCUUUCCUUAUCGCUACCAAAAGAUAGGGAUCUUUACUGCGUGACGAUCGCAAUGAUCCACUAUGGCAAAGGUGUGGCAUAUGCCGCGACAGGCAAGGUGGAGAAGGCACUGGAAGAACGUGCUGCUCUUGAAGAGGCCGUGAAACGCAUUCCGUCGUCCCGCAUUUGUGGUGACUUCCCUAACCGGUCAAAUGUCGUACUUCAGGUCGGCGAGGCAAUGCUCGACGGGGAAAUAGCGUAUCGGCAGGGGAAUUACGACGUUGCCUUUAGCCAUCUUGAGAAGGCGAUCCAACGCGACGAUGCCCUCACGUACGCAGAGCCUUGGGCAUGGAUGCAACCCACCCGGCACGCAUACGCCGCACUUUUGAUGGAACAGGGCAGGGUUGAUGAUGCGGCUGCUGCGUACAAAGCGGAUCUAGGGUUCGAUGACACCUUGCCCAGGGCACGACAGCACCCGAAUAACGUUUGGGCUUUACAUGGGUACCACGAGUGUCUAAUACGCCUAAAGAGACACGAAGAAGCGGGGAUUAUCCGUCAACAGCUCCGAUUAGCUCAAGCUGUUGCGGAUGUCACCAUACAGGCAAGCUGCUACUGUCGAAAUGCCGGCAGUGCCUGAAAAGCCCUGUCAUACACCUGCCGCCCGGGACAGCUUUUUGACUCGUGCUUUGGGAUUGGCUGUUUGAGAUUUGGAGGCCGUUACCCACAUCCAUCCGUACCUAUGUGGCGAUUUUUGUAAAAGAUUUCCCGUAGACUUCAACCAUUUCUGCUUCGAAAAAGCAAUAGUAACACUAUGCCCGUGUAUAUCAGCUCAGCUGAAUUAUAGUAGGAAGAACAAACUUUGAACGGCGUUGUGAGCAACACCGUCGCGUUGAUCAGUCCGCUCCCGCGGACGACUGUGCCGUGCUUUCGAGUCGAGCGGCGCUCAUCGGUACCAGAAAUUAUGCCUC
Molecule: messenger RNA, 2288 nt
Organism: Boeremia exigua
Lineage: Eukaryota; Fungi; Ascomycota; Dothideomycetes; Pleosporales; Didymellaceae
Exons: 2
Coding region: 284-1957 (557 amino acids)
Cellular component (GO): intracellular anatomical structure
Molecular function (GO): protein binding
Source: RefSeq, a predicted model, not a curated record